This is a messenger RNA of Schizosaccharomyces octosporus yFS286, 2484 nucleotides long. RefSeq names its product elongator complex subunit Iki1. Gene Ontology annotation, cellular component: elongator holoenzyme complex; cytosol; nucleus. NCBI's taxonomy places the organism in Eukaryota, Fungi, Ascomycota, Schizosaccharomycetes, Schizosaccharomycetales, Schizosaccharomycetaceae. Gene Ontology annotation, molecular function: tRNA binding. The transcript has 2 exons. Bases 269 to 1210 code for a protein of 313 amino acids. Gene Ontology annotation, biological process: tRNA wobble uridine modification. The record is from RefSeq and is a predicted model, not a curated record.
ACCCUAUACAUGUCUAAAUGUCUCAAAUAACGAAGUUUAGGCAUUCAUUGAACUGUACUAUUACGCGCUCGUAAAGACUCAUUAUUAUUUGAGACUUGGACCUAGUGUUCUAAAAAGAUAAUAGGUGAAGAACACCAAGUACUGGAAAGCUAUAUAGGUACAUCGAAAGCAUAUAUAUCAUUUCUUUUCAUUCUAUUUAUUCGGUUAACUUCCUGCUUUUUUUGGGAUUUUGGAUUGAUACUUGCUCCUGGUGAAUAACAGUUAAAAGAUGUCAAAAUUCUUGCUCGAUCGGUGUUUACGGGAAUUAUCUCCAUUGACAGUUCUUAAGGAUGAUAUUCAACAAACUGGAAAACCUCUCCUUUAUUAUAUGAUUAAAUCAGCAGCUUCUAGAAAUAUCAAAGUGUUAUUUAUAUCUUAUGAAACUUUAGAAGCUAAUUGUCCUUCUGAAGUCGACCAAUUCAUCUAUGCUACAAGCUGGAACAAAAUGAAAAGUCUAAAAGAGUUGUAUGACCAGAUUGUGCAAUGGUGGAAACGAGAUCAUCAGCAUUUAAUUGUCAUUGACGCCAUUAAUCCGAUUUUAAACAAUUCUGUAUCUAGUUUCUCCAUGUUUUUUGGAUCUAUCUUGGCUUUGGGAUCUACAGCUUUCCUUACGGCCUAUCACAAAGAUGUGUUGUUGGAAAAUUAUCCAUCUUACCUCCCAACUUGUGAAACGUUUUUGGAUUAUACAAGUACGUGCACUAUUUCUUUUACUGGAAUGCAACAUCUCAUGGUGGAACACGAUGCAAUAAUGCGAAGUCGGCCAAACCCCUUGAUGGAAGAAUUAAAUGAUUGCACCAUUGUCAAUCUGCUAGGAUCAAAUUGCCCAAAUGGUAUUGUUUGUUAUGUGGAUUUCCGAAAGAAAAGCGGACGUCUUAUUAAAGAAACUUGUACGUUAAAGAAUGGAGCACUGGAAGCCUUUACGACAUUUGUUCGCUCUCAGAAGCAGCCAGAACCGGAGGCUCCUACGGAUCUCGACGUUCCUUUCAAUCUUACUCUAUCAGAAAAAGAACGAAAAGAAAGAGAAGGCGUGUUUCUGCCUCACUUUGGCGCACAAGACAUUGCAAAACCAGCUGAAUUUGGUUUCGUGGAUGGGGGUGCUAUAAUUUACCAUGCGGAUAAGGCCGACGAUUUUGAUGAGGAAGAGGAUGCUGAUGAAGAUUUGCUAAUUUAAUUUAGCUUAGUCCAGUAUGCUUUCAGGAAGUCCUAAAGUAGCAUCCAGGAUGUCAAUGGUUUAUCGAUUUUAAAUUUUAUGUACACUAGAAUGAAAAACUUACAAAUACGGUUUUCGUUACACGUCUAAAUUAUCUUAUGCUAUUGAACCGCUUAUACUACUUCAUGUUGAAUGUAAAAUCUAACCAUAGUUCAAUAGUGGGGAGGGAAUAAACAGAAGAGCUAAAAAUUAUACAUAUAAUCUACUGAAUGUAUAUAUAUAUUUAUAUAUAUAAUCCUGGAUAAACCAAAUUUUAUACAAGCUGUAGAACGUUGUACGCUAUGCUAACUUUAAGCAAGGUUGAAGGAAGCAUCAGGGAAAACCUCGAACUUUUCGUUAAGGCUACCACGCUUGUUCAAGAACUUGGCAUAGCAUCCAUCAGGAAUGACCUCACCGCGGCUACGCUUCUCAAUGAAUUCAUCACGGUUGUAUUGAGAGAAACCCCACUUCUUGGAGACAAUGAUUCUCUGUUGGCCAGGGAACUUGUAUUGGCAACGACGGAGGGCUUCAAUAGCAGUGGCACGGUUGGAGUCCUUGGUACGGAUGGACAUCAAGACUUGACCGAUCUUGACACGGGCAACCAAACCGUUGGGCUUACCGAAAGCGUGACGCAUACCUUGUUGCAAUCUAUCGGCACCGGCACAAGAAAGCAUCUUGUUGAUACGGACAACGUGGUAAGGGUGGGCACGAACACGGAGGUGGAAAGCAUCCUUACCAGCAAUCUUCACCAAGUACUUGUUGGAGCUAAUACGAGCAGCUUCAAGAGCUUCGGAAGUAAUUUGUUCCAACUCGUUUGAAACCAAGUGAACGCACAAGGGGAAUUCGUCAACAGUGGCACGCUUACGGCCCAAGUCAAAGAUUCUGAUCUUGGGGUCAGGAACGGCACGGUUGUAACGAGACUUGGGGUAAGGCUUGUUCUUAAUGUAACGGUAGCAACGAGCGGGUCUACGUGCCAUUUUGUUGAGUUUAGUUUCAAAAGAGGUUGGUGGACGAACAAUGCUUUUAAGUAAGAAAUGCUUGUUCGUAAACCACCAAAAAACAGUCACGGCUUAGUGAUCAACGGCGGCAACAUUAUUAACGUAUUCAAACGAGAAACGUCUCAAUGUGUUGUAUUACACAAUUCAUUUACUGCGUUGUAACGUAGUAAAUGUUUAUGUCUGUUGUAGAGUGUUUUUGCUGCUGUUGAAGAAAAAGUAGAAGAACAAUUAUCCCAAUAAGUCAGUUUCAAAAAUAAU